Molecule: messenger RNA, 1668 nt
Organism: Callorhinchus milii (elephant shark)
Lineage: Eukaryota; Metazoa; Chordata; Chondrichthyes; Chimaeriformes; Callorhinchidae
Gene: tmem184ba
Product: transmembrane protein 184ba
Exons: 10
Coding region: 28-1311 (427 amino acids)
Biological process (GO): transport
Molecular function (GO): transporter activity
Source: RefSeq, a predicted model, not a curated record
AGGGAGAGAGGGAGAGGACAUGCCGAGAUGACUGAGGCGAGUGUGCCCUCAGGUUCGAGGUUACACGUGUUGUCUGGGGUGAUGUCAGCCCCAGAGCCGGGCCCCACCAUCAGCACCCCCACAGCGGGAGGGGGGGCCAACGUGUCAUGGCUGCCAGACCCCCCCACCGCGGUGCAGGAGCCCAUCUUCCUGAUGACCACAGCUGCUCAGGGCGUCUCUGGCCUGUUUGUGUGGGCGGCUCUGCUCAUCACCUGUCACCAGAUCUACAUGCACCUGCGCCAUUACAGCUCCCCUAACGAGCAGCGCUACAUCGUGAGGAUCUUGUUCAUCGUCCCCAUCUACGCCUCUGACUCCUGGCUCAGCCUUCUCUUCUUCACCAACGAUCAGUACUAUGUCUACUUCGACACCAUCAGGGACUGCUACGAGGCGUUUGUGAUCUAUAACUUCCUCAGCCUGUGUUACGAGUACCUGGGAGGGGAGAGCACCAUUAUGGCCGAGAUCCGCGGGAAACCCAUCGAGUCCAGCUGUGUGUACGGCACCUGCUGUCUCUGGGGAAAGACUUAUUCCAUCGGCUUCCUGCGCUUCUGUAAACAGGCCACGCUGCAGUUUUGUGUAGUGAAGCCGAUCAUGGCUGUCAUCACCGUCAUCCUCCAGGCUUUUGGCAAAUACCGGGACGGUGACUUCAAUGUGGCCAGCGGCUAUCUCUACGCCGUCAUCAUCUACAACGUGUCGGUCAGCCUGGCCCUCUACGCUCUCUUCCUCUUCUACUUCGCCACCAGGGACCUGCUCAGCCCCUACAGCCCUCUCCUCAAGUUCUUCAUGGUCAAGUCUGUCAUCUUCCUCUCCUUCUGGCAAGGAAUGCUGCUGGCCAUCCUGGAGAAGUGCGGUGCCAUCCCCAAGAUCGAGUCGGCCGAGGUGUCCGUGGGGGAGGGCACGGUGGCCGCUGGCUACCAGAACUUCAUCACCUGCAUCGAGAUGUUCUUUGCUGCCAUCGCUCUGCGCCAUGCCUUCACCUACACUGUGUACAUGGACAAGAGGCUGGACUGCCAAGCCACCGCGUACAGCCCCUAUGGCCGCCGAGCCCCUAUGAAGAGCAUCUCGAGCAGCCUGAAGGAGACGAUGAACCCUCAGGACAUUGUGCAAGACGCCAUCCAUAACUUCUCCCCAGCCUAUCAGCAGUACACACAGCAGUGCACCCUGGAACACGAGCCCUCCCACCCCCAGGCCGGCUACCCCCCACCACCACCCCGCAGCCGUGCCCACCGCGACACCGAGAAAACCCUCCUACUCAGCUCUGACGAUGAGUUCUAGCCGUGGCUCAGGCUCUGAUGUCGGGGUACGUGUGGGCAGUGACCAGUAUAAGAACUAAACGAAGGGUUCAUUUGGGUUCUGUGUCCCUCAGUCCUGUGCCUUUCUCCCGGGGGGUAAGGGGGUGGGUGGGGGCGGGUGUGGCAGGGUGAGAAACUGACCCUAACCAACAACCAACCGCUCCCAUGUUCCAGCACCACUUCGGUCAAGUUGCAUGUGUGAGUGUGCUAUCUGUCACAGGGUAUGUGUUUCUGUGCGCGUGUGUGUGUGCUGUCUUAUAGGUUGUGUGGGUGUGUGUGCGUGUGUGUGCUGUCUGUCACAGGCUGUGAGUGUGCGUGCUGGGCGGUGUCUGUGUGCUGU